This is a messenger RNA of Raphanus sativus (radish), 1236 nucleotides long. Its product is annotated as probable polygalacturonase At3g15720. NCBI's taxonomy places the organism in Eukaryota, Viridiplantae, Streptophyta, Magnoliopsida, Brassicales, Brassicaceae. The coding region runs from base 1 to 1236 and encodes 411 amino acids. Gene Ontology annotation, molecular function: polygalacturonase activity. The record is from RefSeq and is a predicted model, not a curated record. The transcript has 10 exons. Gene Ontology annotation, biological process: carbohydrate metabolic process.
AUGAAUAACACAUAUACAUUCAAAUAUUAUCGUCACCACUUCACCAUGGGAAUUAUACGCCUUUUGGUCUUACUAAAUGUUCUCUGUUUUGGUCUUGUAAACGGUCAAAUUCAAAAUUACAACGUACUCGAUUUUGAUGCCACCGGAGAUGGUCAAACUGAUGAUUCAAACGCUUUUGUGAAAACGUGGAACGCUGCAUGUGGGGGAGGAGGAGAUAUUCAUAUAAGCAUACUUCUUAUUCCUGCUGGGAGAACAUUUUUAAUUCAACCUGUUGUGUUCAAUGGUCCAUGUAGAUCUAGCAAUACAAAAGUUCAGUUGGAAGGCGUCAUUGUCGCGCCUAGCAACAAAGAAGCAUGGUCCAACCCAAAUUCUCGAAUGUGGAUCAAAUUUUCAGCGGUGAUUGGUCUAGUGAUUGUUGGUUCAGGAACGAUUAAUGGUCGUGGUUCAUCCUUUUGGGAACAACAUUUGAAAGCUUCUCAACGACCUACAUCAUUGCAUAUUAGCAAAUGUGACAACUUAAUUAUAAGCGGAAUAACCUCGAUUGAUAGUCCAAAAAAUCAUAUAUCAAUCGCCACAUGCACAAAUGUUGCAGUGUCGAAUAUCGGCCUAUUUGCACCCGAGGAUAGUCCCAACACAGAUGGGAUUGAUAUAAGUCGCUCGACUAACGUCAACAUAUUUGACUCUACGAUUCAAACUGGAGAUGAUUGUAUAGCAAUCAACACUGGGAAUACAAAUAUCAACAUUACAAGGAUUAAUUGUGGACCUGGUCACGGAAUAAGUGUGGGAAGUUUAGGAGUCAAUGGAGGCAACGCUGCAGUUAGUGAUGUUCAAGUGACUCAGUGCACUUUCAAUCAGACAAUGAAUGGAGCUAGAAUCAAGACAUGGCCGGGUGGGCAAGGAUAUGCAAGAAACAUAAGUUUUGAAAACAUCACACUCAUUAACGCAAAAAAUCCAAUUAUAAUUGAUCAACAGUAUAUAGAUAAAGGGCGUGUUUACUCUGCAGAGAGAUCAGCUGUGGCAAUUAGCAAUAUAAAAUUUAUUGAUUUUCGUGGAACGACGUCGAAAAAGAAUGCUAUAAAGAUUGAUUGUAGUGCAACCACACGUUGUAAAGAUGUCCUCAUGAAUGGAAUCAAUAUUACCAUGGCGGAUGGGAAACAACCUAGAGUUGAUUGCAAAAAUGUCGAUGGGAAAUCUGAAGACACUAUUUUGACGCAUGACUGUUUUGACAAUGUUUAA